GCUUAAGCUCCAUAUUUAUUUGACUGAGAUGAGCCAAACACGAGAGGAUGAUACUGCCACAGUAAUGGCACACCCAAAUGGUUCCCAGUAACCCAUUUUUUCUUCCAAACCCACCCUUUUUUCAUGCAUCACUCGAAUCCAAGAAUGGGGGUAACUGUUGGGUUGAAGGUGUUGUCUCUAGUAGCCAUAGCCUCCCUCCUUGUGUUCGAGGAGUGGGUCUCCACACCCGCAUGCAACUUGGUUGACCCCUUUGAAGAUCCCAAAUUUGAAGACGACCCUGAAAACUUGAAGGUCAUGCUUGUCGCUGACCUUCUCUUGUUGGGCUCUGAGUCUGGUUAUUUAAGCGUCUUUUUCAGGGACUACUACAUAUCCAAGUUCUUUAGGAAAUCUUUUGAAAGUUUGAAGCCUGAUUUGCUUCUUGUCUUGGGAGAUGUAUCUGCAAAAGGUUCUGAGUUGACAAGAAGCAAAUGGACGUCAGUGCUUCAGCAGUUUUACCAAAUUUUGGGCCCCUUUGUCGAUCUUCCAUUCCAUGCUGUUCUUGGUGAUAGGGAUAUUGGAGACUGCAGUGAUCUUGAUCUCAACAAAGUUAACUGGAUUUCUAGCAAAUUACCAGGAUUGGAUCCUUCUGGCUGUGGUGCAUUUGAAAUUAAUAAUAUCAGUUUUGUGACACUGAAUGCUGUGGCCUUACUCUGUGGUAACAAUAGUUUACGGUUUGGUAUUGAAAAGGUAAUAGAGAGGGAAAGUCUAGAAUUUCUCAAUGAAACAGGAGGAAUAAAUGAUUCUAUCAACACUACAGAUGCCAACUAUAACUUCAUGUGGAGGGUUCACUCCAUGCCAUCUGGAUCAGGACCUGUAAUUCUACUCCAUUUUCCUUUGAAACAAACAGGAAACCAGCGCCAAGGUGGCAUUGAUACUUUAAAGAGAUCACCUAUCUCUUUAAUUGAGGGGUUAAAUGAGGUCUCAAAACCCAGGGAGCAUAUUGGAGCUGGUCUGUACAGAUUACGUCAUACCCUUCCGCAAAAUGCUUCUGAGUACAUUUUACGAGCUCUGAAGCCAAGGAUUAUUUUCAGUGCUCACAGCCAUUCAUUUUCUGACCAUGUUCAUUUCGACCAAACUAGAGAGAUUACAGUUCCGGCAAUGUCAUGGAAUGCAAGAGAUGAUCCUGGAUUUGUGUUUGCCACAUUUCAGAAGACAGGUAGAGCAAUCAGCAUCAGCUAUUGUUCUCUCGCUAGAGAAUCUCAUAUUCUUCUUGUCUAUAUCUCUAUAAUGGUUUUGUUUUGCUUCUUUUGUUUAAAAGGAUAGUAGGAACUAUUAUGCAAACCACAGAAAGAGCAUAUCAUAGAAAGACACCACAGGCAAACAAAAAAAAGGGGGAGAAAAGAGUGUAGGGUUUGUCUAGAUACACAUUUUUUCAUCAUUAUUGAUUGUAUCAAUUUGACAAUUUUGAAGUCCAAAAUUUUUGCUACAGGCAACUAAUCCAGCUUUGAGGAUUCACCCUUCAUUAA
This is a messenger RNA of Arachis duranensis, 1505 nucleotides long. RefSeq lists its product as uncharacterized. Bases 124 to 1302 code for a protein of 392 amino acids. The record is from RefSeq and is a predicted model, not a curated record. NCBI's taxonomy places the organism in Eukaryota, Viridiplantae, Streptophyta, Magnoliopsida, Fabales, Fabaceae. Gene Ontology annotation, molecular function: hydrolase activity. The transcript has 4 exons. Gene Ontology annotation, biological process: GPI anchor biosynthetic process.